Molecule: messenger RNA, 4065 nt
Organism: Tachysurus fulvidraco (yellow catfish)
Lineage: Eukaryota; Metazoa; Chordata; Actinopteri; Siluriformes; Bagridae
Gene: rasal3
Product: RAS protein activator like 3
Exons: 17
Coding region: 395-3757 (1120 amino acids)
Biological process (GO): regulation of GTPase activity
Source: RefSeq, a predicted model, not a curated record
CAAGAAACACAACCUGAGAAACUCAACGGAACAGAACAGCAGGCUGACAGUGGUGCACUUAUUAAAACUAAAGGUUCCUUCUGCAGAACUCAAAGUAAAGGUUCUAGAUCCUUGAAUGAUCUUAAGUGGAACAACAGUAAAUAAAGUCAGAACCUGAAGAUCUCUCAGUGUCCUUCAUUUGUAGAGAAGACAAACACAGAGUGCAGACGUUGGACGUUUGAGUUUCCUAUAAAUACAUGCAACAGGAAGUGGUUAUGAAGCAGAGAGCGUGCAGAACCAGGGAGCGCAUGAGAAGCUGUAACAGUAAAUAUCAGUAAAGAACUGAGCUUGACGUGUGUUAAACGUUUGAGAGAGAAUAACCGACUCCAUCACUCAUCACUCCUUCAGUAUAUCCAUGGGAACUGAUAAGGAGUCCGAGACGGAGGCACGUGCAGAUUUGGAGAAAGGUGAAGUGACGCGUGAGGAGGAGGAUGGAGGAGAGCGCGCGGACGACGGGAACUUAUUGAACACGUACAUCUGGCACACGGGUGGUGCACGAGGCGAUCUACCAGAGAAAAGUGCGGGAAACAAGUGGAGUAAGAUGCAGAGCUGGAGGAAAGCGCUGAGUGAGGAAACACCCGAUAAAUCACCGGCACCAUCACCGGCACCGGGGGCGCGCGGAAACACCAAACCUGCCAGCGGGAGGAAGAACCCAUUCCGUAGAGCGCUGUCAGAACCUCCCGGCUCGCUUCUCUCCUCCAUUCUGUCUCCUUCAUCAUCAUCACCCUCACCGGUGGAGACCGGUGCGGCCACAGAGCCGCCGCAGGGCGGGAAACUCCGCAAAUACCUUCGGCAGGUGUCGCAGAAACUGAAGAGGCCACGCGCACCGAACCGAAAUGACACGAGCACCACACAACAACAACAACAACAACAACAACAACAACAACAACAACAACAACGCGAUGAUGUGUCAAGUGUGGAUGCUGCAGAUUCAGUUCAGUUUACCUGGGUUCCUCAGGAUGUUCCUGUGUGGGACAUCAACAACUGUAUCCUUCAGGAUGGACAGAUUUUUAUAUCCCGAGAGGAGGAGCCGUUGUUACGGAUGAGGAAUCGAGCCAGUAGCUGUCUGUCAUCUCUCAGUCUGCAGAACCUCACAGAGAGUCACUCCAACCUUGAGUGCACACCAGAUCAUGUGACUGUGGCCAACACCAUGAAGCCCAAAACUCAGGAUGGUGGAGUGAGAAUGAAGAUAAAACGCAGACUGCAGGGUGGAGCUCACAGGAAACUGAGCAACCCACAGCUGAACCUAGUGGGACUGAGUCCUGCAGCACGCUUUGGUUCCCGAGACUCUCUCUCUGUCCCUCUGAGUGCAGCAGAAAGUCUGGAUGUGAGCUCCGACCUCACUACAGUCAUCCGGCCGGUUCACAGCUCCAUCCUGGGGGAGAAAUACUGCUUUGAAGUGAUUAACUCAGACAGUAACCACUGCUUCGGCUGCAGCUCUGCAGCUGAGAGGGAUCGCUGGAUUGAGAACCUGCGACGUGCUGCUCGGCCCAAUAAGGAUAAUUGUGAGCGCACAGAGAACUCUCUCAGCCUGUGGGUGAACGAAGCUAAAGGUCUCCCACCAAAAAAACGCUACUACUGUGAGGUUCAUCUGGAUGGUACGCUGUUCGCUCGCACCAGCAGUCGCUCCGUGGGUAAAGCAUCUUCAAUCCCUGUGAAUGAUGGAGGGUCAAGUGCUGUGGUUGUGUCUUCUGGAGCAAGUGGAAGUGCAGGGGGGUGCCAGCUGUUUUGGGGUGAGCUUUUUGAGCUUGAUAAUCUGCCCCCUGUUACACAGAUAACGCUGCACCUGUUCCGUGAUGAUAACCACAAGAAGAAGCGCCACUCGAAGGAUGAGAGCAUCUCUUACCCAUUGGGCAGCGUUGCCCUGUCUCUGGCAAACAUUAAGGGACGAGUGUUUCAGGAGAAAUGGUAUCCCAUCCUUCCCUACAAAGCUCUUGGCACAGGUGGGGCAAAGGAACAGCUUGGGCCACAGGCAAGUAUCCGGGUGAAGGCACGAUUCCAGAACCUGCAAGUGCUGCCGAUCGAGAGAUAUAAGGAGUUUGCAGAGUUUGUCACACAGGGGUAUGUGGAGAUGUGCAGCAGCCUGGAGCCCCUGCUGAAUGUCAGGGACAAAGAGGAGCUGGCUGGAGCACUUGUCCAUGUCCUACAGAGCAUCGGAAAGGCCAAGGAGUUCCUGAUCAAGCUGGGUCACGCUGAGGUCCAGCGUUCAGGGGAGAAAGAGGCUCUGAUCUUUAGAGAAAACACUUUGGCCACCAAAGCCAUAGACGAGUACAUGAAGCUGGUGGGGCAGAAAUAUCUCAUCGAUACUCUUGGAGAUUUCAUCACUCGACUGUAUGCAACCUCAGAAAGCUGUGAAGUCGAUCCACAGAAAUGUUCUGCCUCCGAGCUACUCGUCAACCAGCGGCACCUGAAGGAAACAUGUGGAGAAGUUGUGCGGCAGAUCACAGAGACACAAAGCUCUUUUCCAGUGGAACUGAAUGAAAUUUUCUCCAGCUGGGUGUGUGAAUGUGAGGAACGUGGACGAGCGGACAUCGGACACCGCCUCAUUUCAGCAUCUUUGUUCCUCCGGUUCCUCUGUCCAGCCAUCCUCAGUCCCUCUCUUUUUGGACUGACCCAACCAUACCCAGAACCCAAUACACUCCGUACUCUGACUCUUACGGCUAAGGUGCUGCAGAACCUCGCCAACUUCACACCGUUUGGAGAGAAAGAAGGGUACAUGCUGUUCAUGAAUGAGUUCCUGGAGGAACAUUGGGAUGAUAUGAGGACUUUCCUGCAGAAAGUAUCAAACCCUGACAGUGAACUAGAGAUGGCUCGGUUUGAUGGCUAUGUAGAUCUUCCUUUAUGCCUCUCUGUGCUUCACAGCCUGCUGGUUGAUAUCAUCUCCCCAAUGAAAGUGGAAACUAUAAACAACCUGCAGCCACUACCCUCCAUCCUGAACCAGAUCACAGAGGAUCUCGGCCCAGAUGUUCCCCGGAUUAUCUGCAGCAGGUACAUUUGUGAAACAGCCAAGCCCACAUACAUUCCUCCCAGAGAUCUCGACAAGUACAGCCCACUGAACACGUCCCUUCAGCAACUGCCCACAAAUCCACGCAAUAUCAAGAGCAAACGGAAGCAGGUGACAAGGACACAGAGUGUCCCUGCCUCUGAGAGACACCACCGCCAUCCUCUGAAGAGAACAACCAGCAACACUGAGUUGACCGAGACACCCGACAACCACUAUGAGGAGAACCAGGAGAAACACAUGGAGAUCUCACCACCACAGCAAAAUUUGCCUAAUAAACCUGCACCCGCUCCUGUUCCCUGGAUCAAAGAGCACGUUCAGACUGAGACAAGCCUGCUGGAAAAGUAUGCUCAGGAGUUGUGUGAGCUGCGUUUGGGGGUGGAUCAGGUGACAGACCGUGAGCUGGAGAUGGCAAAGCGAUUGGAGGAUUUCAUUGCUGUGAGUCAGGAGCAUCAGACGCAACUGCAGGUCGAACUGCAGGAACUGCGCAGUGUGUUAGUGCUGAGAGAAGAGCAGCUCGCCAGUGCCACCUUCAGAUUGGGUGUGAUCGAGGAGGAGCGUGAGGAAGAUGAGAGGAAGCUGAGUGUUGCUCUGGCUGCAGCUGAACGCAUGAAUGUGUUGGAGGAGCAGUUUGCUCGUCUGUUAAAAGACAUGCAGCAGCUGAAUACAGUUCAUAGUGACGACCUGAGCACAUCACACAUCAGUGAGACACCUUGACAGUGCGACACCUUGACAGUGAGACACCUUGACAGUGAGACACCUUGACAGUGAGACAUUGUGUAUGAUGUCAUAAUGGGUGUCUAAGUGUUUUUACCCAGAAUCCUUUAUAUACAGUUUUUGCUUCUGUGAUGUUACACUGUGAAGUAUUUAGUGUUAUUGUGUUAAAGUUCAAAGUGUUCCUGGUUGUGUGUCACUCUUACUUAUUAGUAAAACAAUGUGUGUGUGUGUGAGAGAGAGAGAGAGAGAGAGAGAGAGAGAGAGAGAGAGAGAGAGUAACUCAGCAGUGCAGUGAAACAUUAUUUUCU